AUGGCCAACUUUAUGUUUGUGAUCGCGCGCGGCCGGCCCGAGCCGAUUUGCCAGAACGGGACGGAGCCUUUUGUUCCCAAAGCGUCCGUGCUUUUGUUCCUCUCCUCGUGUGCGAAAACAAUGGCCGGGAUGCGACAAAAGGCGGGGCUGCGUCAAGGGCAUACUAAAGCUUCUGCUGGCCAGCUUCCCUCUACUCAUCGCUCCCUGCGACCUAAUCGCCUCACAUUUACGACACAUGAUGAACUCAUCAACAAGCUCCUACCCGGGUUGAAGCGACGCUCUCGCUCACAGACUAAGUCCGAAACCACUCCAACCAAGGCGAGGCCCCUUACCAUUCUUCCUCACCUUUCCGAAGAGGACGAAGGUCGUCCAUCCUGUUCCUCCGCAACGUCCUCCGAAUCAGCCACAGCAUACCGGGGUAGUCGUAGCAUCACACUCGGCGGUUACCUUUCUGCCAAGGACCUGGCUGAGCGAAAACGCGAUUCGCGCCGAGUUGUCUUGACUGGCGCUGAAGGCCUCACAUUUGAUGACUUCUUCCCCCUCUAUGGUGCACCCCCACGACCUGCACCCGCACCGCCACUGUAUGACAUUGACACUGCCGCCUGUGAUUCCCCUCUUGACGACAUCAAUUUAAGAUUCUCUGGCCUGGGCAUCUCACUUGACUUCCCGUCCCCUCCCGCCGACGUAACCAGCACACCCUCAUCUCGCCGUCGGGGUAGGUCGCCGACUCCGUCCGUGUCGAGUAGUAUCACUUCCAACACCACCUCGAGCAGUUCAAGCUCAGAUCCGAAAGUUGUGCACUUUACCCCCCCUACGUCUGACGACGAGUCGCGUCCUAAUCUUCAGCGUGCACCGACGUGCAAGUCGCAUCGUGCCUCCAUAUACUUCGCAAAGUCAAUGCCCGACCUCAACGUCCCUGAAGUCGUGGUUGAAUCGGAGAGCGAGAAUGAAGAGGAUAUUCAAUCCGACGUUGAAUGGUUCGCAAACGACAUCAGUGACGUGGUGACACUCUCAUCGCCUUUACCUCCAUCGUUCCCUCUGGCAGCGUGCUCAUCGAACGCGCCGGACCUUCGCGCCCGUCCCGAUUCAAUCUUGCCACCUCCAAGACGUGCAGGAAGGAGUCGGAAUAGUAAACCUCUCCCCAACGUGCCUCGUCUGUCUGUGCAAGACUCGAGCAAGACCAGCGGGGUGCAGGGUCGUCCCAGCGCGCAACUGGAUCCUACUUUCCCUUCGCGUCGCAAGUCUUUCCUGAUUCCUAGUCGUCCUCCGCCGCCUCCUCCAAUCAAGGUUUCCCGUUGUUCCACGUCUACUAUGGAGCGCGAGACGGAAGAGCUGCUUGCGCAGCUGGCCAGCGCGGCUCUCGGUGCGGGCUUUCUAGGAACCGGCUUGUCUGCCCUGCAUAACGCACCCCUGUCGGCUUCGGUACCACCAAGUCCCAGCAGCGCAUAUAUCGUGACUCAUCGCGCCUCCGCCCGUCCACCCCCGCGCAUGUCCCUACCAGCGGAUAUCAGCGACCUCUCAGAUGAGGCGCCAUACACUCCCGGUGCGACGGCUGAGCUCGAGAUUGAGAUCAUCCCGGAGAUGGACGAGAUCCCGACAUGGCCGAAGACUCCGCAGAGUGCCAGCGUAUACUCGCAGGCGAGUAUGAGUGCGGGCUCGCUCCCGGUAUCCCCGGCGUCCUCCUUCUCAUUCGACAUCUCCUUCGUGCACGGAGAUUCUCCAGUCGAGAACAACGUGGAUAACGAAGUCCCACACACGCCCACUGAGCCGUUUGUUCCGGAGCGGGUGCUGCGCUCUCGCUGGUCCUCAUCUACACUUAGUUCACAAUUCGACCGCGAGCCCGCCUCAUCAUGGAUUUCGCGCUUCCACCUUUCUCCGUCAAAGCGCGGUAAAGGCAAGAGCUUGUCACCGCCGUCGACCCCUUCCAAGCGGUCAUCGCCGCCAAAAUCUCCAUUGAGUCCGAUGUUCAAGCGUUCACUCGAGUUUGAUCGCCUUGAGAGGCGCGACAGCUGCAGCUCGCACGUGAGCGAUGCACGGAGCGACAGCGGUGACAGCACCGCAAGCUCAGGUCUGAGGCGGAAGCCGAUCCCCGUCGAGAUGUUCAUCCGUGCGUGA
Fibroporia radiculosa is the source of this 2115-nucleotide messenger RNA. RefSeq lists its product as uncharacterized. The transcript is spliced from 3 exons. The record is from RefSeq and is a predicted model, not a curated record. Bases 1 to 2115 code for a protein of 704 amino acids. Lineage: Eukaryota; Fungi; Basidiomycota; Agaricomycetes; Polyporales; Fibroporiaceae.